CAGGUGAAAUACAUUUGAUACACACAGGGUCCGAAGGCGGUCGAUUUUUUUUUCUUCAAAACUAAUCGUAAGAGAUAUCUAAAAUGCGAAUCAUAAUACCAUUAUUGUGUAUACUUAUUUUUGCUUCGACAUACGCUAGUCCAGGUGAAGACAAUGGAGGCAAGAAAAAACGCCCCCGAAACGAAGAAAGGCCUCCAAGACGUAACCGUCCAAAUAAGAGACCUGGAAGUGGAAAUGACCCCUCUGCAACAACGACAACAACAACUGAAUCUUCGACGACCACGACGGAGCCAACUCCUCGUCCAAAUCGACCAGUCAAACCAGUUCGUUUCCAUGACAACAUGAAUAGAAAUGGUCCGAUGCCGGACCCUCCAAAGAAAAGCCGACGUCGGCCCACCUCUGGUGGGGGCACUGGGCAGCGUGGAAUCGGGAGUGUAAAGGUGGCUACAAGUGGUGCGCAGGGUAUACCUCAGACAAAACAGGUCAACACCAAUAGUCUUUCGUCAGAGAUGAAGCAAGUGUUCUUGAAUGCACAUAAUGAUUUCAGAAGUCAAGUCAACAGUCCAACUGCAGCCAAUAUGGUCCAGAUGGAAUGGGACGACAGCCUUGCCGAGAUGGCCCAAGGCUGGUCCGAUCAGUGCACCUUCGGCCAUGGCAAUCCGCCCAAUAUCUCUCCAUAUUCAUGGGUUGGUCAGAAUAUCUGGGCUGGAUCGGGGACCGGAUGGGAUCAUUAUGGAAUGAUUGAAGAUUGGUAUAAUGAGGUAUCUGAUUAUAACUACCAGACCAACUCCUGUACUGGUAUAUGCGGCCAUUACACUCAGGUUGUUUGGGCUGAGUCAACCCAUGUAGGAUGCGCCAUUACUACUUGUACCACAGUCCAGAACCUUGGUUGGUCACCAGCUACAAUAUUGGUCUGUAACUAUGGUGAAGGAGGAAAUUACGUAGGACAGAAGCCUUACGUGAGUGGUCCACCUUGCAGUCAAUGUCCUUCCAGUCAUCCGAUAUGUGUAAACGGCAAACUAUGUGCUGCUGAAGGAUCCAAUGCUAACCCUGGAUCCGGGAAUGGUGGUGGCAACAACGGUGGUAACAAUGGUGGUGGCAACACUGGUAGUGGUGGCAACACAGGAGGAAACGAUGGAGGAAACAACGGAGGGAACGACAAUGACAAUAUUGAAUGUGGAGGUACGUUGACAGAUAACCAGGGCUCCUUCACGUCACCUGGCUGGUCCGCGCCAUACCCGUUAAAUAGCCACUGCGAAUGGAUGAUCCAGGGAAACCAAGGGGACCAGAUAACUUUGACAUUGACAUACAUGGAUAUCGAGGUUGGACCAACAUGUUCUUGGGAUUAUCUUCAAAUUCAAACCUCUCCUUCUGACCCGGGUAUCAAGUACUGUGGGAUGCAGACCCCACCGCAAAUCACUUCAGAUAGUGGUAUGAUGCUUAUCACUUUCCACUCAGAUUAUACCGUACCCCGUGGAGGGUUUACAACCAACUACAAGAUCAUCGAAAAUAAACAAGAUGAAUGUGGUGGUAUCCUCCAAGGUGGAAAGGGUUGGCUUACUUCACCAGACUGGCCUUCUCCUUACGGUCCGCAACAAGACUGCCUGUGGACCAUUCGGGUUCCCCAGAACAAACGAGUGCAGAUAUGGUUCACGGCAUUCAACCUUGCAGAUCACGAGACUUGUUCUUAUGACCACGUCACUCUCAAACUCGGCGAUGAAAAAGUUCCGAUGAGAUUAUGUGGUUCAGAUGUGUCAACAGGCAAGUACACUUCCAUCGGGCAUGAAGUUCAGCUGCGAUUCAGAUCGACACAUGGUCCGGGUAAAAUAGGAUUCCGUGCACAAUUCAAGGCUGUUCGUUAAACAUUAUGUCAGUUAUUCAAUUAAAGUAUCAUCCAAGAGAUCCUUGGUAUUAUACAUGAGUCAUGCUAAUUCACAAUGUGAAGAAUAAAAAGAAAAUAUGCUUAUGUGGAAUACUGCUUUCUUAAUUUUUUGCUUUCACAUGUAAUUGCAACCAAACAUGUUUUUUUAAGUAUCUACGGGGUUAACUCAGCCUUUUCAAAAGUGAAGACUUUUUGACAAAAUUGGUUUUGGCCUAAUUGAGCCCAAGGGUUUCAACAUUUGUUAAUUUGUCAAGCGUUGAUUAAGUGAGUACUUAUUUACUAGUGUAACCAUAACAGUUUUCAAAAGUAAGAAGGGUAAUUUUAUUCUCAAAUCAAGAAAUUUGAUGAAUUAUAUCCUUUAAUGACCCAAUUAUACGUCUCCUGAGACGUCUGAACAUUUUGUCACAUAUCUGCAACUUCAUUGAAUAGGCCUACUGUUCAUCUUUUCCAAAUUUUGUAAUUAUGAAAUCUAUAGGCUGAACCGAUCCCUAAUAAAUCAGUGGUGUUAUGAGCGAAAAAGAAACUUUGACACAAUACAAAAAUAUUAUUUGUGAUACAUUUUGACAUGAUAUUCAGAAAACAUUUUUAUGUCAUCCUUUUCUUUUCUCAUUUUACUUUCUUGGUCCUGAAAAUGUAAGAGGGUCCAAGGAAGCAUAUUCAAUCAAACCUAAUUUUGAUUUGCCAGGAAUUUCAUAUUUCAAUUUGCCCAGGAUUGGUAUUCUGAAAAUUGUCUUAACUUUUCUUGUAAGUAAGCAAGAUAACAGCACGCUAAAAUUCUCUUAAAUUGGUAAUCUGAAAAUUGUCUUAUUUCUGUAAGGACGUUUCCUAUUUUAUCUCUGACACGCCCAAUUUUCUGUCAUCAACCAAUCAUUAAGCUUGUUAUAUGCUCAGGUCAACCAAUAGAAGCGUCUCUUCUGAAAAAUAAUGAAGCGCAUUGUUGAUAUGAAGCGUAAUUUUCUUGCGCCCCCGACACUUUUGCUUGUGUGCU
This is a messenger RNA of Lytechinus variegatus (green sea urchin), 2870 nucleotides long. Its product is annotated as cubilin-like. The record is from RefSeq and is a predicted model, not a curated record. Bases 84 to 1862 code for a protein of 592 amino acids. The transcript is spliced from 11 exons. Lineage: Eukaryota; Metazoa; Echinodermata; Echinoidea; Temnopleuroida; Toxopneustidae. Gene Ontology annotation, cellular component: extracellular region.